UCAAGCGAAUUCAAAUAAAAAGCAAAAAAAGGAAGAAAAAAAAAAAUUCAGUAUUUUUCCCUCUCAUUUCUCUGGGUUCUGUUUCGCUUCUACCUACUACUCUGGAAGGAAGCUCUCUAUCUAUUUCGCUUUGAUUUGAAUCCCUAAUUCUCUUAAUUUUUCGUAAUGUGUAAUUGAGGGUUAUUUGGAGGAGUAGGUGUGAAGAAGAAGCGAUGGGAAAAGCGUCGCCGAAAGAGAAGAGUUGGAAGGUAACAAAGGGGAAAAAACAAAUGAGGAAUAAGUAUCUGAAACCUGGAACUCUUGCUCAGCUUCGGUGUAAUAAGUCUUCGUAUUCUUCUUCUUCGGGUUCUGCUUCCAAGUCUUGUACUGAUAUUGGGAAGAAAAGAGUGGCGCUGUUGCAUACGAGGAAGACGCAGGGUCAUGACGAUAAGGUGUUUGAUAAAAGUCCUCUGACGCUGACGCCUGUGAAUUUGGUUAAACAGAGUAAUUUGCUUGGGACGCCCAAAACCCCGCGGACCGAUGAUAUCCAAUCAGAAUCGAGGCUCGAGUCUCUUCCCAUGGAUUUGUUGGUUAAACUACUAUGCCACCUGCACCAUGACCAACUGAGGGCUGUCUUCCAUGUUUGUCGAAGAAUUAGAAAAGCUGUUAUGAUUGCAAGGCAGCUUCACUUCAAUUAUACUACCCCAGAUCGCUCUCGGCAAGAGAUGUUAAAUAGAAUGACUCCCCGUCCUACUGAACAUUGGCCUUUUCUGUGUAAGGGUGAUGGGAAGGGAGUAAGGAUUCCAAGCCCACAUACACCUAAAGCACCUAGACAUGGACCUCGACCGCCUUCUCGCCUGAAAGUUUCUGAGAUGCGGCAGGUUGCAGCUGUUCUUUUCCAGGAGUCAGCUUUUCCUUCUCAUAGCUUGGUGCCAUCAAUUCUACCAAAGCCCGUAUGCAAAUCCAUGGCUUCUAAUAGAGUUCUUUUCUACGAAGAUGAACUAUGCCAGGCAGUUGCUCAGAAUAAACUUCUCUGAUGCUAUUCUCUUUAAUCUUUUGCCUUCACUUCCUCAUGUUUCUCUACUGUAUAUAACUCUUUUUUGGUCUUUAGUGAACGUUAGAAUAGUAAGGAUUCAAUUUUGUAGUCUGUGUUGGAGCAGUUUAGCUGGUGUGGAUAUUUCAGAUGUCUAAAUAGAUGUGGAUGGUUGGCAAUGGUUGUGAAAAUAACAUUAUGAUAGGCGUGCGUUACUUGUAUAUGUUUUGUGUGUCUGAAACAAUUUGGAGAACAUUUUAGAAACAAUAUAAGGUUCUUCUACUUUAGCGUAGAUGGCUGUUCUUUCUUGUACCUAUAUCCUUACAUGAUGGCAAAGAGGGUGUUGUUGAAAUCUAGAGGCAAAUAGU
Molecule: messenger RNA, 1380 nt
Organism: Gastrolobium bilobum
Lineage: Eukaryota; Viridiplantae; Streptophyta; Magnoliopsida; Fabales; Fabaceae
Product: F-box protein At4g35930
Exons: 5
Coding region: 213-1016 (267 amino acids)
Molecular function (GO): protein binding
Source: RefSeq, a predicted model, not a curated record